CUCGGCUGAAGCGCUGGCUGGCUGGCGGCGGCCUCAGACAUGAAGCUCUGCUCGGAGGCUCUCACCCUGCUCCUCCUGCUGGUUCUGCUCGCAGCCGGCUGCUGGGGCAGGAAUGACGAGGAGCGUCUCAUCAACCACCUCUUCAAGGAGCGGAAGUACAACAAGGAGCUGCGUCCAGUGGCGAGACAGCAGGACCCGGUGGACGUGUACCUGGCCCUGACGCUGUCCAACCUCAUCUCCCUGAAAGAGAAAGACGAGACUCUUCUGACCAACGUCUGGAUCGAGCACACCUGGUACGACCACCGCCUGUCCUGGAACUCCUCCCUGUACGACAGCGUGGAGCGGCUGCGGCUGCCGCCCAGCAUGGUGUGGCUGCCGGAGAUCGUGCUGGAGAACAACAAUGACGCCCAGUUCCAGGUGGCCUACUACUGCAACGUGCUGGUCAGUCCUGACGGCCUGUGCUACUGGCUGCCGCCCGCCAUCUUCCGCUCCUCCUGCUCCAUCAACGUCAACUUCUUCCCCUUCGACUGGCAGAACUGCACGCUCAAGUUCACCUCGCUGACGUACAACGCCAGAGAGAUCCGGAUGCUGCUGAAGGAGGAGGAUGGUGUGACUGUGGAGUGGAUCGUCAUCGACCCAGAGAGCUGGACCGAGAACGGCGAGUGGGAGGUGAUCCACCGACCAGCCAAGAGGAACACCUACAAGCACAUCCCCAUGGAGAGCAACAAGCACCAGGACAUCACCUUCUACCUCAUCAUCAAGAGGAAGCCGCUCUUCUACAUCGUCAACAUCAUCAUCCCCUGUGUGCUCAUCUCCUUCCUGGCUUCACUGGUCUAUUACCUGCCGGCUGACAGCGGGGAGAAGAUGACCUUGUCCAUCUCGGUGCUCCUGGCCCAGUCCGUCUUCCUGCUGCUGAUCUCACAGAGGCUUCCGGAGACCUCGCUGUCCGUCCCUCUCAUCGUCAAGUACCUGGUCUUCAUCAUGGUUCUGGUCACUGUGGUGGUUCUGAACUGUGUGGUGGUCCUCAACCUGCACUUCAGGUCCCCGAGCACACACGUCAUGUCGCAGUGGACCAAGAGGGUCUUCCUGGAGUGGCUGCCCCGCCUCCUGCGCAUGUCCCGCCCAGAGGAGGAGGAGCCUCAGUGGCCCGGCGCGCUGCAGCGCCGCUCCAGCUCGGCGGGCUACAUCGCCUCGGCAGAGCAGUACUACAGCAUCAAGUCCCGCAGCGAGCUGAUGUUCGAGCGGCAGUCGGCGCGACACGGGCUGGCGGCGCGGCCCACGCACGCCGCAGUCAAGAGCCUCCAGGAGGACGGCGGGGUCUCCGAGCAGCUCUUCUGCGAGAUCAAGCCGGCAGUAGACGGCGCCAACUACAUCAUCAAACACAUGCGCAACAAGAAGGACUACAACGAGGAGAAGGACAACUGGAGCGGCAUCGCUCGCACCGUGGACCGGCUCUGCCUCUUCCUGGUGACCCCGGUCAUGAUCUUCGGCACCAUCAUCAUCUUCCUCAUGGGGCUGUGCAACCACCCGCCUCCGCUGCCCUUCGCCGGAGACUCGCACGACUACAUGGAGAGCAACGCUCGGCUGGUGUGAGCGCGCCCUCACGCACACACCUGGGUCCGGUCCGGGUCACACCUCUCUCUCACACACUCAUCAACGUGGCUUGUUUUUCUUUCUUUACGAACUUGUUUGCUGUUUGAUGUUUCCUACUACAAUAAAGUGUGA
This is a messenger RNA of Synchiropus splendidus (mandarinfish), 1725 nucleotides long. It is a transcript of the gene chrnd, whose product is annotated as cholinergic receptor, nicotinic, delta (muscle). The record is from RefSeq and is a predicted model, not a curated record. Gene Ontology annotation, molecular function: acetylcholine-gated monoatomic cation-selective channel activity; transmembrane signaling receptor activity. Gene Ontology annotation, cellular component: synapse; neuron projection; postsynaptic membrane. Lineage: Eukaryota; Metazoa; Chordata; Actinopteri; Syngnathiformes; Callionymidae. Gene Ontology annotation, biological process: chemical synaptic transmission; nervous system process; monoatomic ion transmembrane transport. The transcript has 12 exons. The coding region runs from base 40 to 1593 and encodes 517 amino acids.